AUAAUAAAUUUUUGUCACCGGCCCUUAACCUAAAAAAAUACAAGAUAAAAAUGACUGGAAGCAGUACCAUGACGGAGCCACUAGUCUCUACUGAAAAGGCGUCAAACAAUCCACUGGAGCAAUUCGUCCUUUUGGCAAAGUCAGCAAAAGGUGCAGCAGCGCUCCAGCUGGUCAAGCAGGCAAUGGAGGCUCCAGGAGUGAAUGUCUUCGGAGAGUUGCUGGACAUGCCAAACAUAAUAGAGCUGAAGAACGGGCCACACAGCGCGUACUGGAACACUUUGAAUUUGUUCGCGUAUGGAACUUACAAAGAGUACCUGGAGAACAAGGACAACUUGCUGGAGCUUACUCCGACCCAGAAGAAGAAGCUCCAGCACUUGACCAUCGUUACAUUGGCUGAAAAGUCUAAGUGCAUUCCGUACUCGGUUCUGCUUACGGAGCUCGGGAUUGACAAUGUAAGAGAGCUCGAGGACCUUAUUAUUGAAGCUGUCUACGCGGAUAUUAUUAAUGGCAAGCUGGAUCACAAGAACUCCCAGCUGGAAGUCGACUAUGCUGGACUCGGGCGCGAUGUUAAGCCUGGAGAGACUGGAGCUGUCAUGCAGACUCUUGAAGCUUGGGGCGAAACUUGUGAAACUGUCUUGGCUUGCAUUGAACAGCAAGUUAACAGUGCUAAUAUCAACAAGCGCAAUGCUACUAGUCAUAAGGAACGCAUUCAACAAGAUAUCACAAAUAUUAAAAAAUCCUUGCUGGCUCAAGCUGGAGGUGGAGGUGUCCAAGAAGCAGACGUAGCUGGUGGCAGUUCUGCUGCUGGAAGUGAAUCCACCCGAGAAGCUAUGUCUAUUUCAACAGACUUAAAAAAAAAGCCCCCCAAGUCAAAAGGCAUCCGUGACCGUAGUAAGUUCUGGAAGACCUAACUCAUUUUUUUUUCUUAAAAUAUAUUAUCGCUGAUAUUAAUUAGCGUCUCUACUGAUAAGUUAUUUUUAACAAGUAAUUUUCUUUAAAACAACUUUUUCCAUUUAAUUUCGUAAAUUCAUUAGUAUAAAUAUUUAAAGAUGUAUUUAUAACAAUAUUAAUAAAAUAAUGUCAUUUAUUAUGAAA
Cotesia glomerata is the source of this 1095-nucleotide messenger RNA. RefSeq names its product COP9 signalosome complex subunit 7 (gene CSN7). The coding region runs from base 51 to 911 and encodes 286 amino acids. The record is from RefSeq and is a predicted model, not a curated record. Gene Ontology annotation, cellular component: COP9 signalosome. Gene Ontology annotation, biological process: COP9 signalosome assembly. Lineage: Eukaryota; Metazoa; Arthropoda; Insecta; Hymenoptera; Braconidae. The transcript has 3 exons.